AUGUGCUGUCGAUACUUUCUCUUCUUUAAUUUAUGUUCUCUGGAAACAGGGAAGAAUCGGAGGCUGAAGCAGGCAAAAGAAGAAGCCCAGGCAGAGAUUGAGCAGUACCGCCUGCAGAGGGAGAAGGAGUUCAAAGCCAAGGAAGCUGCGGCGCUUGGAUCUCACGGGAGCUGCACCACUGAAGUUGAGAAAGAGACCCACGAAAAGAUGAGUGUGAUCCAGCAGAACUUCCAGAAGAACCGCGAGGUGGUCCUCUCCCAGCUCUUGUCGCUGGUGUGUGACAUCAAACCUGAAAUCCAUGUGAACUACCGCAUCAAUGGGUAGAGGUGGGAGAAGGUAUUAAGCGUACUGGAAGUGCUGAUAGUGAUGUCUGAGCUUCUGGUGGAAUGUACAGCUCUUAGCCAUACCUUAACUGUUCUUUCCUGUCAAUGUGUUACAUUGUUUUGGUGAGUUGUAGGUCAUCAGUAUCUCGUUGGAGUUCUCUUAAGUUGCUCUC
Messenger RNA from Apaloderma vittatum (bar-tailed trogon), 496 nucleotides. RefSeq names its product ATPase, H+ transporting, lysosomal 13kDa, V1 subunit G1 (gene ATP6V1G1). The transcript has 2 exons. Gene Ontology annotation, biological process: proton transmembrane transport. The record is from RefSeq and is a predicted model, not a curated record. Bases 1 to 324 code for a protein of 107 amino acids. Gene Ontology annotation, molecular function: proton-transporting ATPase activity, rotational mechanism. Lineage: Eukaryota; Metazoa; Chordata; Aves; Trogoniformes; Trogonidae. Gene Ontology annotation, cellular component: vacuolar proton-transporting V-type ATPase complex.